AUGUACCACCUCUACGCCAUGUGUGUCCACCAUGACCUGCGGGGUUCGACGGCUUCCGGUCAUUACGUGGCCUAUGCGCGUGAUCGGAAUGACCGAUGGUACCAUAUUGACGACGAGAUGGUGAGGCAGGUCCAGUGGGCCGAGGUUGAGGAGCAGCAUCCUUACCUUCUCUUCUACGCCGCCCAGAGUCCCGUAGACCUGGCCGAGCCCGUGCCGUCGGCCGAGGAAAAAGGCGGCCCGGAGGCGAGGGAAAGAGAAACAGAGAAAAAGACACCAACACUCCUUUCUUUCCGUUAG
Messenger RNA from Symbiodinium pilosum, 297 nucleotides. The record is from the annotation of a GenBank genome assembly. NCBI's taxonomy places the organism in Eukaryota, Dinophyceae, Suessiales, Symbiodiniaceae.